AUGAAUUUGUUGAUUCGUUCGACCGCAGUUACAUUUUUAUCAUCGAACACCUCGUCAUCAUUUCAUAUUCUCAAACGUCCACUGUCAUUAAAAUCUAACUUAUUUCGUUUACUACUAGCAAAUGUUAAAUCAUUCGAACGAUAUUCUUAUGUACUUAAACAUCGAUAUCAUCAAUUAAUAGGAUCGUCCAAUCCAAUGAAAUUAUUCGUUAAUCGUAAAUCAUUGAAUCUAUUUUCAUUAUUUAACCGUUUAUCUCAACGUCGUGCACGAAGACUAGAUUAUACUCCGUUAAAUUCUCGCUCGCAUAAUUCAUCGUCAAAAUCGUCAUUCACUUUUCCAUUUGUAAAUGAAAAUAAUUUGAUAUAUAUUAUUAUUGGCAUUAAUGGCCUUGUAUAUGCGUUAUGGCGAUUCAGCUAUUUAAAUUUAUAUUCAAAUCGUGAUGAAACUAUAGUAAAAUUUAUGAAUAAAAAUUUUACUGUUAGUUGGUAUGGUGUAGUCAAUGAAAAAAGAAUAUGGACAUUGCUUACAUCUGCUUUUAGUCAUGCUGAUCUAACACAUUUUCUUGUCAAUAGUUUCGUUAUGUGGAGUUUUGGACCAUUAGUUAUAGCCAAUAUUGGCUUGAGAAAUUUUACUCAAUUAUUUUUUUCCAGUGCAAUUGCUUGUUCUCUAGCACACAUAUUUUACGAAAAAUAUUUUGAUAAACGACCACGAGUACAAGCCGUUGGAGCUUCGGGUACCACAAUGGCAAUGACAAUUUUAUAUGCAUUUCUUCAUCCAUUUGAUACAGUCUUACUAUUUUUCAUCAUACCAAUGCCCGUAUUUGUUGGUGUUGGUGCCUACAUUUGUUAUGAUCUCUAUCGGGCAGCAACUGGACGACAAGGAACAAUUGGCAGUGCUGGUCAUAUUGGUGGUGCUGUAGCGGGCGCAUUAUUUUAUCUCUUAAAAAUUCGUGGAAAAUAA
Didymodactylos carnosus is the source of this 960-nucleotide messenger RNA. NCBI's taxonomy places the organism in Eukaryota, Metazoa, Rotifera, Eurotatoria, Philodinida, Philodinidae. The record is from the annotation of a GenBank genome assembly.